AUGGAUGGAGACGAACGGCGCAAGGUGCGCUUCGGCGGGGGUUCAUCGGAUGAAGAUGAGGGCAUGGAGAUGCAGGAGCACAAGGUGCCCGUGUUGAAGAUCAACAGCAACAAGGGGAAGGACAAGUAUAAAGAUCUCUUCGUCAUAGAACCCUCUUCAUCUGACGAAGAAGACGACGAGGCCGACCAAGUUCGCUUCCGUCUGCCGCAAGUCAUGAACGGCGGUGACGCCUCGGAGGUGCAAGACCCCGACGGCUUUUCGGUCAGGACACGCGAACGUCGGCCGACCGUGACCGAGCUCAUCUACGAAGCUGCCUCGCCUGGUGCGCACCCGUCAUAG
Molecule: messenger RNA, 339 nt
Organism: Acanthamoeba castellanii str. Neff
Lineage: Eukaryota; Discosea; Longamoebia; Acanthamoebidae
Exons: 2
Coding region: 1-339 (112 amino acids)
Source: RefSeq, a predicted model, not a curated record